AUGCGAUUGUAUCCAUAUACAACAAUGUUGGCUUCAGCAGCGGCGUUUGCUACUUGUGUUGUGUCGGCGGCUGCCUUCUUUCUUAGGACCCGAAGCAAGGAGAUAAAUGAAGUGAUGGUAUUUUGUAAACUACAAUACAAUGCAUUCAACUGUUUCGAUAAAUUUAUAAGCUACAUUGAAGGAGCAAAGAGCAAUAUUCACGUAUGCAUGCCAGGUAUUCACAAUCAAGCCAUACAGGGAAGGCUCCUUGAAGUAAUGAAGGCAAAGAAAAUUGCAGUCCGUGUAAUAUUAGACCGGACUGGGUAUGACGCUACUGAUCCUAUCAUCAAAGAACUUCUAGAUGCUGGAGCUGAAAUCAGAUGUAAAGCGAAUGAACGCGUAUACAAGAUGCAGCAUAAGUUCUGCAUAAUAGAUGAUAAUAUUCUCAUGACUGGCACGCUGAACUGGGGUAACGACCGAUCUUCAGACCACUGGAACUACGUCUACAUCACCAGCAAGAGACAACUGGUGGAGCCGGUCAAACAGAGUUUCUACCAGAUGUGGAAUUCCUUCUCCAGCGAAGUGCCAAUUGAACAAACACAAUCUAACACCAAUGAAAUAGAAAAUAUUGAAACACAUUGCAACACCAACGACUCGGGAACGGUUGAUAUUCAGGACGAACUUAACGAUCAUGAAGAUAAGAAUGAACUUGUCAGUCAAGAUACACAGAUGACGCCCGAGUUGUGUUUAGGCUAAUUAUGUCGCUGCACAGAGUGGAAGUCAGGAUAAGGUGCCGCAUAAUCGAGGACCGUUGCCAUCCUUUUUAUUAUUUUAGUAUUUCAUAGAUAAUAAGAAUUUGUUUCACAAAUGUUUUAAAAUCUAAACAUGCAAAUGCGAAUGUUAAUACAAUUUUAUUUUAUUCACCGACUAAAAAGGUAGGUAGGUAUAUUUACCAUAAAAACAAUGUAAUAUUUUAGACCAUGAAAUAAUGUAAGAAUAUUUUUUGUUGCGAGGCAAAGCUGGCCUUUGCCUGUGCUUAUUUUAUUAUCUAUAUUACUUUACUGUAAUUUCUCAUCUAAUAUUACUAAUUUAUAUUUUUAUAAAUUGAA
This is a messenger RNA of Amyelois transitella, 1088 nucleotides long. Its product is annotated as mitochondrial cardiolipin hydrolase. Gene Ontology annotation, molecular function: RNA endonuclease activity producing 5'-phosphomonoesters, hydrolytic mechanism. NCBI's taxonomy places the organism in Eukaryota, Metazoa, Arthropoda, Insecta, Lepidoptera, Pyralidae. Bases 1 to 735 code for a protein of 244 amino acids. The record is from RefSeq and is a predicted model, not a curated record. The transcript has 2 exons.